ACCCUGGGGCGGCCCCGCGCAGCCGGCGAGCGGAGCGCGAUGUCGGCGCCGCGAGCGACCCACGAGCGACCCCCGGGCGCGGGCGGCGUCAAGCGAGGGCGCUCGCAGCAGGAGGCGGCGGCGCCUGGCACACGCGUGACCGUGGUGCUGGGCGCGCAGUGGGGAGACGAGGGCAAAGGCAAGGUGGUGGACCUGCUGGCCACGGACGCCGACAUCGUCAGCCGCUGCCAGGGUGGCAACAACGCUGGCCACACCGUGGUGGUGGACGGCAAGGAGUACGACUUCCACCUGCUGCCCAGUGGCAUCAUCAACCCCAAGGCUGUGUCCUUCAUCGGCAACGGGGUGGUGGUGCACUUACCAGACCUGUUUGAGGAGGCAGAGAAGAACGAGAAGAAAGGCCUGAAGGACUGGGAGAGGAGGCUGAUCAUCUCUGACCGGGCGCACCUCGUGUUCGACUUCCACCAGGCGGUCGACGGGCUCCAGGAAGUGCAGCGCCAGGCGCAGGAGGGCAAGAACAUCGGCACCACCAAGAAGGGAAUCGGACCCACCUACUCUUCCAAGGCCGCCCGCACCGGCCUCCGCGUCUGCGACCUUCUGUCUGACUUUGACGAGUUUUCCGCCAGAUUUAAGAACCUGGCCCAGCAGCACCAGUCCAUGUUCCCCGCUCUGGAGAUAGACGUCGACGGUCAGCUCAGGCGGCUCAAGGGCUUGGCCGAGCGCGUCCGACCCAUGGUCCGGGACGGGGUCUACUUCAUGUACGAGGCUCUCCACGGCCCUCCCAAGAAGAUCCUGGUGGAAGGGGCCAACGCCGCCCUGCUGGACAUCGACUUCGGGACCUACCCCUUCGUGACCUCCUCCAACUGCACCGUGGGUGGCGUGUGCACCGGCCUGGGCAUCCCUCCCCAGAACAUCGGCGACGUGUACGGCGUGGUGAAGGCGUACACCACCCGCGUGGGCAUCGGGGCCUUCCCCACCGAGCAGAUCAACGAAACCGGAGACCUGCUGCAGACCCGCGGCCGCGAGUGGGGAGUGACCACGGGCAGGAAGAGGCGCUGCGGCUGGCUGGACCUCAUGAUCCUGAGAUACGCCCACAUGGUGAACGGCUUCACCGCGCUGGCCCUCACCAAGCUGGACAUCCUGGACGUCUUGGGGGAGAUCAAAGUGGGCGUGGCCUACAAGCUCAACGGGAAGAGGAUCCCCUACUUCCCAGCCAACCAGGAGAUCCUGCAGAAAGUGGAGGUCGAGUACGAAACGCUGCCCGGCUGGAAGGCGGACACCACGGGCGCCAGGAAGUGGGAGGACCUGCCCCCGCAGGCCCAGAGCUACGUGCGGUUCGUGGAGAACCACGUGGGAGUGGCCGUCAAGUGGGUCGGUGUCGGCAAAUCCCGGGAGUCCAUGAUCCAGCUGUUCUAGGCCCGCCUGCAGACGGCGCCGUGGCCACGUUCCAGAGUCGCCGCGACACCGGGGGAGCUGUGUCCUACCUAAUAAAGGGCUCGGGGCCGCCAAGCGGGGUGGCGCUCCUG
This is a messenger RNA of Oryctolagus cuniculus (rabbit), 1523 nucleotides long. It is a transcript of the gene ADSS1, whose product is annotated as adenylosuccinate synthase 1. Gene Ontology annotation, cellular component: cytoplasm. NCBI's taxonomy places the organism in Eukaryota, Metazoa, Chordata, Mammalia, Lagomorpha, Leporidae. Gene Ontology annotation, molecular function: GTP binding; adenylosuccinate synthase activity. The record is from RefSeq and is a predicted model, not a curated record. Gene Ontology annotation, biological process: IMP metabolic process; 'de novo' AMP biosynthetic process.